AUGAAGGAAAUAACCCCUUUCACCAAGUCACUGAAGUUGAAUGUUUUCCAGAUUGGGUCAGCUUAUAACAUGUCCAGCUACUGUUUGGUCACAGGAGCUACUGAUGGGAUUGGAAAAGCCUAUGCAGAAGAGUUAGCAAGACGUGGAAUGAAGGUGGCUCUAAUCAGUAGGUCAAAAGAAAAACUGGACCAGGUUGCGAGUGAAAUAAAGGAAAAUUACAAAGUGGAAACAAAAGUCAUUGUGGCAGACUUUGGAGAGAGAGAAGAUAUUUACAGUAGAAUCAAAGCAGGAUUGGAAGGCCUGGAGAUCGGUGUUUUAGUCAACAACGUGGGAAUUUCAUAUGCUUAUCCUGAAUAUUUUCUUGAUGUUCCAGAGCUGGAUACAACAAUUGACAAAAUGAUCAACGUUAACAUCAUGGCUGUUUGUAAGAUGACACGAUUGGUGCUGCCCGGCAUGCUGGAAAGAUCAAAAGGGGUAAUCCUGAAUAUCGCCUCAGCUGCUGGGAUGUAUCCAACUCCACUGCUGACUCUUUACUCUGCAACCAAGGCUUUUGUGGAUUACUUCUCCCGAGGCCUCCAUGCAGAAUACAAGAGCAAGGGCAUCAUUGUGCAGAGUGUUCUACCGUAUUAUGUGGCAACAAAAAUGUCCAAAAUCCGCAAGCCGACCUUCGAUAAGCCCAGUCCUGGAACGUACGUCAGAGCUGCCUUGGGCACGGUAGGCCUGCAGUCCCAGACCAACGGGUGCCUACCUCAUGCGCUCAUGGGAUGGGUCUUCUCUCUUCUACCUACACCUACUGUCAUUAAUUUACUCAUGAAAACAAACAAGCAAAUACGGGCUCGUUAUUUGAAAAAAAUGAAGGAGAAGUAAGUUGGAGGCAACUUGAUCUCGGAAGCCUGGGACUCCUGCAGGUUCCAUACCCAGGCUGCAGCACCAAGCAGACCUAACGCUUUAAACAUCUUCAAUCGUAGGUGUACUUUCUAACAAGCAAAACAGUCUUGUUUUGAGGAUGCAGGUGAAACAAGACUGUUGACUUCUAAUAUUGAUUUAAAAAUAGGCUUUAUUUGUUUAUAGAUAUUAUGAGGGGGAGAAGUGCUUCAGACUAAAAUUGCACUGUGCUUCAAGAAAUAUUUACAUGGACUUGAUCAGACACUGCGCUGUUGAGGAACAGCUUGGUUGUAUAGUGUACAGCACAUCUGUGCAUUGUGCAUGUGGGUGAAGGGCAGAAAAACAGUAGUUCUUACAUAUUCCUGGACAGGUGGGGAGCAAUGGGAAGGGAGCAUAUUUAUUAAAAAAGG
Charadrius vociferus (killdeer) is the source of this 1295-nucleotide messenger RNA. RefSeq names its product hydroxysteroid (17-beta) dehydrogenase 12 (gene HSD17B12). The coding region runs from base 1 to 867 and encodes 288 amino acids. Lineage: Eukaryota; Metazoa; Chordata; Aves; Charadriiformes; Charadriidae. The transcript has 11 exons. The record is from RefSeq and is a predicted model, not a curated record. Gene Ontology annotation, cellular component: endoplasmic reticulum. Gene Ontology annotation, molecular function: oxidoreductase activity.